AUGAUGUAUGUGUUGAUUUUUUUUUUUUAUUGCAGUGGGCAGGAGGACAUCUAUCGUGAUGCAGAAGAAAUAGAGAGAGAGAAAAUACUACUUUGUGAGACGAGCUCUUCAGAACAUAAACUAAGUGUUGCACCUGAAAUGGACAUCAUGGAGUACUGCAGAAAAGAAUGGAGGGGAAAUACACCAGUAGCAAAAAAGAUGAAAAAGGGAUAUGAAGCAGUUGCUCAGAAGUUUGCAUCAAUAAGGAGAGUACGAGGUGACAACUAUUGUGCUCUCAGAGCAACUCUUUUCCAGGCAUUAAGUCAAACUACCCAGUUACCAAGCUGGCUGCAGAGUGAGGAUUUUACUAUGCUUUCUGAAAACUUGUUGAGCAAGUAUGACUGGAUCAAGCAGUGGCAGCUAAAAGAGAAACUGGGCAGGAAGAUGGGAAAAAUAAGUGAUGAAAUAAAAGAAUAUUUAAUACUUCUAAGGAAAAAGUGGAAGACUAUAAGUGAAAUUAAAGGUCCUAUUGAGAAACAAGAAGCUUGUGAUAAAUUGUUUAAAAGUGAAGAGGAGGAGUAUAGACUUUAUGAAGCACUGAAAUUUUUGAUGCUUAACACUGCUAUCAAAUUAUACAGCGACGAUAAAAAUGGAAGGAGAGUUCCUGUCUUCUCAUGGUUACUGUUUGCACGGGAUACGUCUAGCAACCCUUGUCAGUUAAUGCAUAAUCACUUGAAUCAUAUUGGUCACAGUGGAGGCCUUGAACAAGUGGAAAUGUUUCUCCUUGCUUACACUCUGCAGUAUACCAUCCAAGUGUAUCGACUCUAUAAGUACAGUACUGAUGAAUUCAUCACACUUUAUCCCAAUGACCCAGAGGAGGACUGGCCUAUGGUGACUCUCAUAACUGAAGAUGACAGACACUAUAAUGUUCCAGUCAGAAUGUGCCAAGAGACUAUGCUGUAAACAAGACAAACCUGUGCUGCUUAUUGAGGUUCCCAGUGCUAUUUUGGAGCAAGAUGAUGAUGAAAUCUGCAUUAUUAAACCUACAGCACUUGAAAUCUAUUUUGGAAGUUUACAUCUGAAAUAACAAUAUCAAAUAUGUAGAAGCUUAAAGAGUAGAAAAUUUGCAAGUAUAGCUUAUGUUGCCCAUAGAUAAAGGGGAAACUUCUGCAGUCUUUUUUUGAUGGGCUUAUUCUGAAAAGGAAUGCAAAAACUAUAGAUACACAUGUUUUAUGAAGAUAGAUGAUGCUGUAGUAAGACAGGAGCUGACCACCUGCUCCCUGAAAUAAUAGGAUAAUGAUGAGCUGACUUUUCCAGAAAAGUAAGCUGGCAGUAUCCUAUAUGUAAUCCAGAUUAGAAACAAUUUGUACAUAUCUUGGGUCUCAGGAAGUAGUUUCAUUCUUUUGCAGUUGGAAUUUAAUGCCUGCCAUGGUUUAUGCUAUAAGAGAGAUAUUAUCUAAAGUUUUCUAAUGCUUUGGUGUUGUUUCCCCCACAUGAAUGUCAGUUAUUUAGAAUCCAGUUGUCUGUGGCACUGAAAACCAACAGCUUUUCUCCUUUCAACCCCUUGAGAGGAUCAUGGGAAAAAGACUUGAUAAUAAGGGAGUAGAAAAGUUUUUUGUUAGUAUGUCACAAAUUCAAAACCUACACUAUAUUCCCUCUUCAGUUGUGAUAGCUGAUAGGAGGCAACCCAGAUGCCCAGCAACUUCCAUGUCUGUCCCAGUUACUCUGUUCCUGUAAUGCUAAUCCUCACUGAUAGCUGCUGUGGAGCACAUCAGGAUUUUAAUUUGUCUAGGAAGUGCAGCAGAGCUGAGGUCUAAACUGGGUGCAGUGCCUCCACAACUUCUUUCUGCUUAGAACUACUUUUUAUGCUUCAAGUUGAAGGAAUACAGAAUUUAACAGGUACUGGGCGUAAAAAAAAUUUAAUCAUAACGCCCUUCACCUCUGAGCUUAAAGUGGAAGUGUGCCCUGCAGAUCAUGGAACAUCAUCUUGGAACAGCAUAGUGAAGGUUUAUUUAAAUGACAUGCUGGUUUAUAAAAAAAAAAAAAUACCUUUCAUCCAAAUAUUAUGGAGGAAAUGACAUGCAAAACUUCUGGCACAUAGAACUUCUAUUUUUUCUGUUUUGUUCUACUCAAAAAUUAACCUUUCUGCUAUUGUGAAAGGUAAUUACAGAAUGAGAGUGUGUAUUCACUAUGUUCUAUACCAUGUUUUAGACACGUCUAAAUGAGGUCUGCCAUGUACUCGCUUCUAUUUAUCAUGUUGGUUUUGCUUUUUAAAACUAGUUAGAUGUGUUACUGAAAAUUUCCAGGAGCUACAGGGGAAG
Indicator indicator is the source of this 2300-nucleotide messenger RNA. It is a transcript of the gene OTULIN, whose product is annotated as OTU deubiquitinase with linear linkage specificity. NCBI's taxonomy places the organism in Eukaryota, Metazoa, Chordata, Aves, Piciformes, Indicatoridae. The coding region runs from base 1 to 942 and encodes 313 amino acids. Gene Ontology annotation, biological process: protein linear deubiquitination. The record is from RefSeq and is a predicted model, not a curated record. Gene Ontology annotation, molecular function: cysteine-type deubiquitinase activity. The transcript is spliced from 6 exons.